CUACUCCAUUAUAUCACAUUCCCUAGUGAACUCUCUCUCUCUCUCUCUCUCUCUGUUCUAUCGUAACAAUCAUUCCUCUCCCAAAAGAAGAAGAUAGUAAUGGCGAGAGCAAUGGCGUUGAUCCUCUUGGUCCUCUCUUUCCUCUCCAUUUCCUCGGCUUCUACCACCACCGUCACUAAAUCAUCGGCCGCUGUGGCCGCCAACUUCAUCAAGGCCCAAUGCGGCGCCACCGAGUACCCGGCCCUGUGCGUGGAGUCCCUAUCUGCCUACGCCAACACGAUCGGGCAGAGCCCGCAGGAGCUGGCCCAGGCGGCACUCUCCGUCAGUAUUGGCCGGGCCAAGGCGGCCAAGGGCUAUGUCACGAGGUCAGCCAAGCUCAGCGGGCUGAAGAAGCGGGAGGUGGCGGCUAUCAAGGACUGCCUGGAGGAGAUCGGGGACUCGGUGGACAGGCUGAGCCGGUCGGCCGAGGAGAUGAAGAAGGUGAAGGGGAGCAAGGGGCAGGAGGAGUUCGUGUGGCACGUUAGCAACGUCGAGACGUGGGUCAGCGCCGCCCUCACCGAUGAUAACACGUGCAUGGACGGCUUCUCCGGCAAGGCCCUCAACGGCAACCUCAAGGCCUCAAUCCGGUCGAGGAUUGUCAAUGUGGCUCAGGUCACCAGCAACGCUCUCGCACUCGUCACUCGCUUCGCCUCAAAGCCCUGAGCAGCAUACAUACAUGAUGAUCAUUAAAUUAAAAUUAAUUAGAUCAUAUAGAAUAUAAUGGAUGUGAGAUGUUUUAAACUUUCGAUGUCGUUUUAAAGGUUUGUACUGUUGUUACAUCUGUUUUGGGCGAGUGUAAUUUGUUUGUUUGUAAGAAAUUACCCUCUUUAGUUUUUUUUUUGUAAUUUAAAAGAAUUAGUGGAGAUAUAUAUGUAUAUUGUGUCAUAUUAAUGAGAAUUAGAUGUUAAUUAUCAUGGUAA
This is a messenger RNA of Punica granatum (pomegranate), 959 nucleotides long. NCBI's taxonomy places the organism in Eukaryota, Viridiplantae, Streptophyta, Magnoliopsida, Myrtales, Lythraceae. The record is from RefSeq and is a predicted model, not a curated record.